Aegilops tauschii subsp. strangulata is the source of this 2281-nucleotide messenger RNA. RefSeq names its product cytochrome P450 86A2. NCBI's taxonomy places the organism in Eukaryota, Viridiplantae, Streptophyta, Magnoliopsida, Poales, Poaceae. Gene Ontology annotation, molecular function: iron ion binding; oxidoreductase activity, acting on paired donors, with incorporation or reduction of molecular oxygen; monooxygenase activity. The record is from RefSeq and is a predicted model, not a curated record.
UAAAACCCUAGUCCCCCCCUGCCAUCCUCCUCGAUCGCUUGCUCCAUGUGGAGUCACUUAUUACGCCCAGCCCAGCCCAGCCAGCACCUUAACUCGGCGAUCCACCCCUUGGAUCCACUCUACCCAGCUCGCUAGCCAGCGGGGUACAUACACGCACGCACGUACGCGCGUACGUACACUCGCAGAGCUUGCUUCAGGGAGGCCGGCAAUGGAGGUGGGGACGUGGGCGGUGGUGGUGUCGGCGGUGGCCGCGUACAUGGCGUGGUUCUGGCGGAUGUCCCGCGGGCUGCGCGGGCCGCGGGUUUGGCCCGUGCUCGGCAGCCUGCCGGGCCUGGUGCAGCACGCCGAGGACAUGCACGAGUGGAUCGCCGGCAACCUGCGCCGCGCGGGCGGCACGUACCAGACCUGCAUCUUCGCCGUGCCCGGGGUGGCGCGCCGCGGCGGCCUGGUCACCGUCACCUGCGACCCGCGCAACCUGGAGCACGUCCUGAAGGCGCGCUUCGACAACUACCCCAAGGGCCCCUUCUGGCACGGCGUCUUCCGGGACCUGCUCGGCGACGGCAUCUUCAAUUCCGACGGCGACACCUGGCUCGCGCAGCGCAAGACGGCCGCGCUCGAGUUCACCACCCGCACGCUCCGGACGGCCAUGUCCCGCUGGGUCUCGCGCUCCAUCCACGGCCGCCUCCUGCCCAUCCUGGCCGACGCGGCCAAGGGCAAGGCGCAGGUGGAUCUCCAGGACCUCCUCCUCCGCCUCACCUUCGACAACAUCUGCGGCCUGGCCUUCGGCAAGGACCCGGAGACGCUCGCCCAGGGCCUGCCGGAGAACGAGUUCGCCUCCGCGUUCGACCGCGCCACCGAGGCCACGCUCAACCGCUUCAUCUUCCCGGAGUUCCUGUGGCGCUGCAAAAAGUGGCUGGGCCUCGGCAUGGAGACCACGCUGACCAGCAGCAUGGCCCACGUCGACCAGUACCUCGCCGCCGUCAUCAAGAAGCGCAAGCUCGAGCUCGCCGCCGGCAACGGCAAAUGCGACACGGCGGCGACGCACGACGACCUGCUCUCCCGGUUCAUGCGGAAGGGUUCCUACUCGGACGAGUCGCUCCAGCACGUGGCGCUCAACUUCAUCCUCGCCGGCCGCGACACCUCCUCCGUGGCGCUCUCCUGGUUCUUCUGGCUCGUGUCCACCCACCCUGCGGUGGAGCGCAAGAUCGUGCGCGAGCUCUGCUCCGUUCUCGCCGCGUCACGGGGCGCCCAUGACCCGGCAUUGUGGCUGGCGGAGCCCUUCACCUUCGAGGAGCUCGACCGCCUGGUCUACCUCAAGGCGGCGCUGUCGGAGACCCUCCGCCUCUACCCCUCCGUCCCCGAGGACUCCAAGCACGUCGUCGCGGACGACUACCUCCCCGACGGCACCUUCGUGCCGGCCGGGUCGUCGGUCACCUACUCCAUAUACUCGGCGGGGCGCAUGAAGGGGGUGUGGGGGGAGGACUGCCUCGAGUUCCGGCCGGAGCGAUGGCUGUCGGCCGACGGCACCAAGUUCGAGCAGCACGACUCGUACAAGUUCGUGGCGUUCAACGCCGGGCCGAGGGUGUGCCUGGGCAAGGACCUAGCCUACCUGCAGAUGAAGAACAUCGCCGGGAGCGUGCUGCUCCGGCACCGCCUGACCGUGGCGCCGGGCCACCGCGUGGAGCAGAAGAUGUCGCUCACGCUCUUCAUGAAGGGCGGGCUACGGAUGGAGGUACGUCCGCGCGACCUCGCCCCCGUCCUCGACGAGCCCUGCGGCCUGGACGCCGGCGCCGCCACCGCCGCCGCAGCAAGUGCCACAGCGCCGUGCGCGUAGAAGACCUGGCACCGGCACGCGCCAUGCAUGAUUCGUGCGUGCUAGCUGUUGAAGGGACGCCGGACAUUGAAUGUGUAGAUAGGGCAGCAGUGCAAGACCGUAAGUAAAAUUGAUGAUGGGUUUGGUGACAACAUUGAAGCCACUCCUUUCCAGAAUUUACGACCCGGAUAGGAGAAACAGGGAAACUUUGCAGAUCACAACACAAGAUCUAGCCAGCCGGGGAUCUGAUCUGAUUUGCGUCUGCUCGGAGCACGGGUGCAUGGGAGACCAAGGAGGAAAACAAAAAAUAACAGAAACAGAGUGAGCAAUAUUUGUGAUUGUAGCCACGGGAAAGAGAGAGGAGUAAUUAGUAAUUCAGAUUUGUUUGCAGUAGCUCGGUGUUGGUGACCAGAUCAUAGCCAACUAGGCUAUUCUAUUCUAUUCUAUUUUUGAAGAUGAUUUUUCGAA